AUGUAUUCAGUCUUAUUUUACAUCGUUCCAGUAUUGUACUGUUUUUCAUUUGCUGCAACAGAAUGGAUAUCGAGUGAUAAUACAAUAAAACGAUCAUCAUCGGUUUCCGGAAUAUUAGUAAUGUGUUAUGAUGAUGAGGAAACUUGCAUGAAGGAAUGCUUUUUCACAUGCCAUUCAACUGAUCAUUGUAAUGAUUCAUUGUCACCAAAAGUUGCAUGUUUUCCUCAUUUAAGUUUGAUAGUAUUGAUGACAUUUGCAUUUAUCUUAUUUGUUGUAUGCUGUUGCUGUUGUAUUUGUAUAGUUGGUCCAGUUUUAUUGUGUUACAAAAGUUUACAAAAAUGGCAAAGAAAACGGAGGAAUAGACGGAUGUUUGUUUGA
This is a messenger RNA of Brugia malayi, 378 nucleotides long. RefSeq lists its product as uncharacterized. NCBI's taxonomy places the organism in Eukaryota, Metazoa, Nematoda, Chromadorea, Rhabditida, Onchocercidae. The transcript is spliced from 3 exons. The coding region runs from base 1 to 378 and encodes 125 amino acids. The record is from RefSeq and is a predicted model, not a curated record.